Galeopterus variegatus (Sunda flying lemur) is the source of this 2149-nucleotide messenger RNA. It is a transcript of the gene TP53, whose product is annotated as tumor protein p53. Gene Ontology annotation, cellular component: nucleus. Lineage: Eukaryota; Metazoa; Chordata; Mammalia; Dermoptera; Cynocephalidae. The coding region runs from base 190 to 1365 and encodes 391 amino acids. The record is from RefSeq and is a predicted model, not a curated record. Gene Ontology annotation, biological process: protein tetramerization; regulation of transcription by RNA polymerase II; apoptotic process. The transcript is spliced from 11 exons. Gene Ontology annotation, molecular function: protein binding; DNA-binding transcription factor activity, RNA polymerase II-specific; RNA polymerase II cis-regulatory region sequence-specific DNA binding.
UUUUCCCCUCCCAUGUGCUCACACUGGCGCUAAAAGUUUUGAGCUCCUCAAAAGUCCAGAGCCACCAUCCUGGGCGCAGGUAGCCGCUGGGCUCCGGGGGCACCUGGCGUCCUGCUUGGAGCGCGCUUCCCAGGACGGUGACACGAUCCCCUGCGGAUCGGCAGCCACACUGCCUUCCAGGACGCUGCCAUGGAGGAGCUGCAGUCAGAUCUCAGCAUCGAGCCCCCCCUGAGUCAGGAGACAUUUUCAGACUUAUGGAGUCUACUUCCUCAAAACAACCUUCUGUCCACCUCGCUGUCCCCACCAGUGGAUAAUCUCAUACUGUCCCCAGAAGAGGUUGCAGACUGGCUCAGUGAAGAUCCGGAUGGAGCUCUCGGAAUGUCAGCAGCUCCUGCACCCGUGGCUCCUGCACCAGCUGCCCCCACACCAGCGGCCCCUGCCCCAGCCACCUCCUGGCCUCUGUCAUCCUCUGUCCCUUCCCAGAAGGCCUACCUUGGCAGCUAUGGUUUCCGCCUGGGCUUCUUAAAUUCUGGGACAGCCAAGUCUGUCACUUGCACGUACUCCCCUACCCUCAACAAGAUGUUUUGCCAGCUUGCAAAGACCUGCCCUGUGCAGCUCUGGGUUGACUCCACACCCCCUCCGGGCGCCCGUGUCCGUGCCAUGGCCAUCUACAAGCAGUCACAGCACAUGACAGAAGUCGUGAGGCGCUGCCCCCACCACGAGCGCUGCUCUGAUAGCGAUGGUCUGGCCCCUCCUCAGCACCUCAUCCGGGUGGAAGGAAACAUGCGUGUGGAGUAUUUGGAUGACAGAAACACUUUUCGACACAGUGUGGUGGUGCCCUAUGAGCCACCUGAGGUCGGCUCUGACUGUACCACCAUCCACUACAACUACAUGUGUAACAGCUCCUGCAUGGGUGGCAUGAACCGGCGGCCCAUCCUCACCAUUAUCACAUUGGAAGACUCCAGUGGUAACCUCCUGGGACGUAAUAGCUUUGAGGUACGCGUUUGUGCCUGUCCUGGGAGAGACCGGCGCACAGAGGAAGAAAAUCGCCGCAAGAAAGGGGAGCCUUGCCCUGAGCUUCCUCCUGGGAGCACUAAGCGAGCACUGCCCACCAAUACCAGCUCCUCUCCUCAGCCAAAGAAGAAACCACUGGACGGAGAAUAUUUCACCCUUCAGAUCCGUGGGCGUGAACGCUUUGAGAUGUUCCGGGAGCUGAAUGAGGCCUUGGAACUCAAGGAUGCCCAAACUGGGAAGGAGCCUGGGGGGAGCAGGGCUCACUCCAGACACCUGAAGUCCAAGAAGGGGCAAUCUACUCCCCGCCAUAAAAAAAUAAUGUUCAAGAAAGAGGGGCCCGACUCAGACUGAUGUCCUCUGCUUCUUGUCCCCUAUUGAUUGCCCCCCCUCCCACCCUUACCCCUCUUCCCUGGCAUUUUGAGAUUCUGGUGCUUGAAUCCCUGCUUGGUAUAGAUGUGCCUCAAGAAUACACAGGAAUUCUUCCGUUUGCCUUGGUGUGGGGCUUUAUUAAAGAAGUUGGCCUGCACCGGUGUUUUGUGGGGGAGAUAGGAGCUAGGACACACCAACUUAGCUUUUAAGGUUUUUACUGUGAGGAAUGUUUGGGAGAGGUAAGAAAAUGUUCUUGCAUGUAAGGGUUAGAUUUUACCACCAGCCAUACACUGGGUUGGAAGCCCAGUUCUCCACCAUACUAACUAGGGAAGCUAUCUCAAGUUGUUUAAUUUUUCCUAACUUCAAAGUCCACACUUAUGAAAUGCUGAUAAUCGUACCUACCUCACGGAGUUUGUUGUGAGGGUUAAUGAAAUAAUGUAUGAAACCACUUUUUAUUACAUGGUGUCUGGGACUGGGCCCCCUUGUGGUGCUGGUUCCCUGUCCCUGUUGGUGGAUGAAUUGAUACUUUCUGUGAUUGGGCAGCAGGUCAAGGGGAGGGGGUUUCUAAGGCUCUGCUGGCCCAGCCAACCUCUUGGUGAACCCUGGCACGUAGAAGGAAAUCUCACCCCAUCCCACACCCUAGAAGAUUCCAUCUCUUGUGUAAGAUCUGUGUCCACCAAGCCCUGUUUUACUUCCCCCAAAUGCUCAGGGUCAAUGUUUUAUAUACUCUGCCAUGCACAUCUGCCUUUGUCACCCCCACCCCAUC